AACAACAUUACCCCACAAAAAAAAAAAAAAACCUCCAAAAAAUACCACCACUUUAAUUAAUCUAUAUCCAAUAAUAAUAAUAAUAAUAAUAAUAACUAAUAAACCAAUUAAUUCCUUCACCUAUAAUAACAUGGAAUGAAACACACUCCCUCCCAACUCCCCCAACAUAUACCAUCAUUUUUUUUAAAAAUUAAAAAAAAAAUGAAGGUGGAUCCGAAAUCGAAGAAGCGGCAGCAAUGGAAGCCGUUAACCGCGAGGUACUGCUGCUCCGCCGACGAGCACAACAUCUUCGGCAACAUGAGCCGAUCGCGGUCGUCGAAGUCGGAGGCGUCGAAGAAUUUGACGGCGCCGGCGCAGAUGCCGUCGUUCAGGAAGCUGUCGUUCUCGGACAGCAGCUUGAGGUCGACCUCGGGCAGGCUGAACGAAGACCUAGCGCAGACAUUCGCCGGCGACCUGUUCGAUUUCCAGCUGAGCGAGCUGCGCGGCGCAACGCAGAACUUCGCGGCGCAUUUCCUCCUCGGAGAGGGAGGGUUUGGUAGGGUCCACAAAGCCUAUUUGGAAGAAGGGAUCAAACCGGGCUUGAAAUCUCAGCCCGCUGCGGUUAAGCUUCUCAAUAUUGAAGGCCUCCAAGGCCACCGUGAAUGGCUCGCGGAGGUGAUAUUUCUUGGGCAGUUGCGGCAUCCAAAUUUGGUUAAGUUGAUUGGCUACUGCUGUGAAGAUGAAGACAGACUUCUUGUAUAUGAGUUCAUGCCACGUGGCAGCUUGGAAAAUCAUCUAUUCAAAAGGAUGUCGGUUUGUUUGCCAUGGGCAACAAGGUUGAAGAUAGCUAUAGGCGCAGCCAAAGGCCUUGCUUUUCUACACGGCGCUGAGAAACCAGUCAUUUACCGCGACUUCAAGGCCUCCAAUAUUUUACUAGAUUCGGAUUUCAAUGCUAAAUUAUCUGAUUUCGGACUAGCAAAAAUGGGACCGGAAGGUUCAAACACUCAUGUCACCACUCGUGUGAUGGGAACCUAUGGCUACGCGGCUCCUGAAUACGUCAACACCGGUCACCUAACCACCAAAAGCGACAUCUACAGUUUCGGAGUGGUUCUGCUAGAACUCCUAACGGGCCGAAGAGCCAUGGACCGGAGCCGGGCCGAAAGCGAGCAAAGUCUGGUGGAUUGGGCCCGGCCCUAUUUGAUGAGCAGCCGAAGAAUGCGCUGUAUAAUGGACCCAAGGUUUGUAGGCCAAUACUCUGUUAGGGGAGCCAGGGAAAUGGGCCUUUUGGCCCAACAAUGCGUGAGCUUGAACCCCAAAGACAGGCCCAAAAUGCCGGCGAUUAUCCAAACGCUCGAAAACAUUCAAAAUUUGAGGGAUAUGGCCAUUACCAAUGGGCAGUGGCCCAUUACACCUAAAAACGGCAGAAAUGAGACCACACUUGUUAAAGGGAGGAGGCAGAAUAGCUUAGGCUGUAGAAGUGUUGCUGUCGCCGCCAGCCCAAGAACCAAAUAAAUUGUUAUAUUAUUGUUAUUUAUAUUAUAUAUAUGUGUAUGUAUGUCUGUACCUAUAUAUGAUAUAUGUUUUGAUGAAGAAAACUAAGGCAUGCGUGAAGUGCCCAUGUAAAUUAUAUGAUAUAUAUAAAUGUGUAAGCACACUCCUUUUGCCCAUUAUUA
This is a messenger RNA of Salvia miltiorrhiza (redroot sage), 1652 nucleotides long. Its product is annotated as probable serine/threonine-protein kinase PBL15. Gene Ontology annotation, molecular function: ATP binding; protein kinase activity. Bases 136 to 1491 code for a protein of 451 amino acids. Gene Ontology annotation, biological process: protein phosphorylation. The record is from RefSeq and is a predicted model, not a curated record. Lineage: Eukaryota; Viridiplantae; Streptophyta; Magnoliopsida; Lamiales; Lamiaceae. The transcript is spliced from 5 exons.